UUGUUUCAGACCAGACAAGAUAAAGAUGAAACUUUCCUUUUGGCUCUUUCUCCGAAUGGGCCACCUCAUUUUGAGGCUGAAAACUACAAGAAAGCUAAAUUUUCCCAAAUUAGACAAGAUUUAACAAAGAAACUUUUCAAUAUAUACUGUAGACGGUGUUUUGAUGACAAGGUAAAUGAUUGGAAUAAACGAUUGAGAUCGACUGCAGGUCGAUGUCGCUGCCAAUCAAACGGCAAUGCAAAAGUUGAGCUUUCAAUUAAAGUUUGUGAUACUCCAGAAAGAUUGCGUGACACAUUAUUGCAUGAAAUGUGCCAUGCUGCAGUUUGGGUUAUCGAUAAUAUUCGUAAAGGUGGGCAUGGUCCAGCAUGGAAAUAUUGGGUGAAUCGGUGUCAAAAAGUAUUUCCCUCCUUGCCGCUUAUCAAACGAUGCCAUACCUAUAAAAUUAAUGCUAAAUAUCUAUAUAUAUGUAAUGGAUGUGGCAUCAAACGACAUUCUAAAUCACUUGAUAUCAGUCAUAAAAUUUGUGGUAUUUGCAAUGGACGCUUUACUCUACACAGACAUGAUGGAAAAAAACCAUCUGAUAAAGCAACAAGUGCUUUUGCGCAGUUCGUAAAAGAAAAAUACAAAGAAGAACGCAAACCAGGUGUAAAACACGCUGAAACUAUGAAAAUAUUGUCGCAGCGUUUCAAACAGGUGAACUUUUUGUAUCUUGAAAAGAUGUGA
Molecule: messenger RNA, 723 nt
Organism: Thelazia callipaeda (thelaziosis nematode)
Lineage: Eukaryota; Metazoa; Nematoda; Chromadorea; Rhabditida; Thelaziidae
Source: the annotation of a GenBank genome assembly